AUGUGUGUAACAACGUUCUUUUCUUUUGAUGCCACUGAAGUAAAAUGUGGGCGACUAGAGUGGUCUCCAGUCCACCGGUCUGCUCAGUUCUGGGGAGAAAAUGCAGCACGUUUGAAUGAGCACAACUAUGAGCUUCUUCGCUGUCUGGUCCAUUUACUUGAUACUUCUGAGGAUGCUUUGGUGCUCAGCAUUGCAUCCUUUGAUGUUGGUGAAUACGGCCGUCACUAUCAGCGAGGCAAACAGGAGUAUCUAGGACGCCAGUUGGAAAAAGAGCAAGGAUCAACACCUACUGCAGCGAAAUCUGCAGCUGGAGUAUUCGCUGAUCUGUUCCAAGGAGACAUUGCAGAGGGAGAAGGAGAUGACUCUGAUUUUCAAUUACAUUUAUCUGGAGAGAGUGCUGAAGAAAACCAGCAUCAGUGUUUGCCCAAGGAAGGACCGCUUCAACAAGGCCAUCCGCAUAUUUUAAGGCCAUCUAACAGUGUAUGUAUUAGUCUCGUCAACUACUCUUUCUCUUCCACCCUAUCCGAUAACUCAGAGAGCAAUAAAGAAAACUUGGAGCAUGAUUUCUUCAACCUAAGGGAAACGAAAACCCGAAGCAAAAAACCACGCCCUGAAAUCUGGCAAAAGAAUAUGCAGAAGUCCAAAAGAAUGCUAGGUGACAGUUAUGUUAGCAGGCAAAGGAAAAAAGGUUGCCCAGCUCGAUUAAUCAAACAACGUGAGAAAAAAUUAGGGCCUAGGUGCAUAUCCAAGAUGUGCAAGACGAGUCAAAAAAGGCACUGUUACCUAUGUACAGAGACCACAAGGCCUGUCAUAUUUGAAGACUUCUGGGCCCUUCCUUGGGAGGCAAAACAAAUUUUUGGGUAAAUGUGAACAAACCCAAA
Molecule: messenger RNA, 881 nt
Organism: Bemisia tabaci
Lineage: Eukaryota; Metazoa; Arthropoda; Insecta; Hemiptera; Aleyrodidae
Source: RefSeq, a predicted model, not a curated record